Molecule: messenger RNA, 447 nt
Organism: Entrophospora candida
Lineage: Eukaryota; Fungi; Glomeromycota; Glomeromycetes; Entrophosporales; Entrophosporaceae
Source: the annotation of a GenBank genome assembly
ACCAAGAUAAAGAUGAUAAUGAAAUUCCUGAAUAUGAAAAAAUCAGACAAAAAAGAAUUCAAGAAAAUCAUAAAAUGCUUCUUGCUUUGGGAUUAAAAUGUGAUCUUGGUGAAGAAUCUGAUGAUAUAUCACAUUUAGGAAAACUUUUAAAUAGUACACCAAGACCAACACCAACACCAACAGCACUAAUAGUAAUACCACACAUACCCAAUACAUCACUACACCCUAGAAAUAUUCCCAUCUAUCGUACUACAAUAAUGAAAUUAGCAAUUGAAGCAUACAAUACAUUACCACCUUCAGGAUUUUUAGUGAUAGGUGCUCAGGAUAUUAGAACACCAGAUGAUGAUAAAUUAUGGCCUCUUAGUAUGUUGUUAAUGGAAGAUGUUCAUAAUGUUGUUAGUAUGGAUAAAUUACCAUUGAAAGAGCUAGUUGUUACUGUGCCAGAAG